This is a messenger RNA of Racocetra fulgida, 1827 nucleotides long. Lineage: Eukaryota; Fungi; Glomeromycota; Glomeromycetes; Diversisporales; Gigasporaceae. The record is from the annotation of a GenBank genome assembly.
GGAUUCACCAGAAUUUCAAACAAUGAUUCGACCAAAUGGAACUAUUAUCGAACUUGGGUAUGCGAUUAAGAAAAAAUUUGCAGACGAAGAACAAGUUACACAUUUAAAAGAAAUUUAUGGAAUGUUACGUGUAAAUGUUCGAUGGCCAAAUAUUAUUCGCCAUUACGACGGAUAUCAAAGAUUUAUUUUAAUUGACUUUGACUAUGCUGGCUUUUCCCCUUCUGAUGGACCUUUAGAAGAAUUUUCUAAAAGUGAUCAUGCUCCUGAAAUGCUAAUUAAAAAGCAUGAUUUUAAGGUUGAUAUAUGGGGCGUUGGAAAUUUAGUUAAUUUGUGUAAUGUCACAGGCAUUCCUCAUGAACUUUUAAACUUCAGCAUAGAUUUGUGUAAUAGUGCCCCUAUUGCUAAGUUAGAUGAUGAUACUGCAUCUUACAAAACGAACUCUGAUGAUACCCCCGAACAGAUAAAAAAUAUAUCUAACAAUAUUUCUAAUUCUGAUAUAUUCCGUGAGUCGAAUAUUCAAUAUUCUGAACCACUUAUUCAUACAGAGUCUGAAUCUUCUGAAAAUAAAGAGAUCAAAUUUCUCAAUCGAGUACAUAGAGAAACUGUUAGCAAUGAAAUAAAAGAGAGAAAUCGGGAAAAGAAGCUUCAAGCCCAAAACUCUUUAUCAUAUAAUAAAGAUAAUUCAUCAUGUGAUAUAAAAACCGUUUCCCAGGGAAACGAUCGUAAUAAUAUUGAAAGUAGUGUAGAUAUUGCUUCCCAAAUAAGCAAUCAGCAAAAAACUAUUCCGAAUACUCCUUUACCGGCGGAAGAUCUUGAUAAUUCUGAUGAAAUUGAGCUUACUAAAAAUCAAAAUAUAGAACUAGAUUUAAUCCAAGAUUUACGGAAUUGUAUGCUUAUUGUUUCACCUGAUCCUAUAGAAAUACCUUUCGAAGACAUCGCGGAUAGUGAAAAGCCAUCCUCUAAAAUUACAACACAAAGCUUAAUCCAUUUAUUUAAGAAAGCAAUAAGAUCUGGGCAUCAAGAAAUUUUAUCCUGGAUUUGCUAUUCAGAUAAUUUUGAAAAUAAAGUUAUUGAAAUUCGACAUAAGGCAGGAGUUAACGAUAAAACUGCAAGAACCCAAAUAUAUAAAGAAAUGUUAGAACAUUUACCAGGCGUUACAUCGGUUGCCUUGCGAAUUAAAACUCUUAGGGCCAGAAAAAUUCGUAAGCUAUUUGGAGAAAAUGGAGUUGGAAUUGAUAAGGUUAAGUAUGUCACCUGCAGUGCAAAUGAUAUUUCAAAAUUAACCAAUGCACAAAUUCAAAACAUUAUAAAUCAAGUAACCUCAAAAACCGUUUCCUUGGGAAACGAUCAAAAUCAUGUGACUGAAACAGAGGCAAGUAUUACAAACAUACCCUCUAUCUUGUUGUCUCAUACCUCUAAUUCGGAAUAUAUGAUAAGUAAGGAUAAGAAAUCUUUACUAGAGACUAAAGUAAGUGUAUCAUCCAAUCCAGCUCAUAGCCAUGCUUAUUUCCGUAAUAAAACAUUGGAUCAGUAUCCUAAUUUAUAUCGAGAAGGUAGUGAUGGAAACGACGAUUAUUAUGGAAUUACUGAUGAAUCUUUAUGCCCGCUAUGCAAGUUAGAUCAUGAUGAUGAUAAUGGUAUAGGAGGCAGAUAUGAAGUUGGGGAAUCAGAGAAUCGAUGCUCUGCAUCAUCCUACUAUAUUAAAUGUGAACAGCGUGGAAUUGAAAUUGAGGCAAAAGCUAAUAAAACAUUGACUCCUGAAUAUUUGGAAUGGGAAGCUAAAUUAACAGAAUUGCCAGGUAUUUUGACAGAUAAAAUUCGUUCUAG